This is a messenger RNA of Athalia rosae (coleseed sawfly), 3221 nucleotides long. RefSeq lists its product as uncharacterized. The coding region runs from base 108 to 2966 and encodes 952 amino acids. The record is from RefSeq and is a predicted model, not a curated record. Gene Ontology annotation, molecular function: ubiquitin conjugating enzyme activity. NCBI's taxonomy places the organism in Eukaryota, Metazoa, Arthropoda, Insecta, Hymenoptera, Athaliidae. The transcript is spliced from 9 exons.
CACGUUUUGCGCAUUCAGCGUCUCGACGAGGUUGAUGACCAGCGUACAUUCGAGGUCCGAUGUAAAUCUUGAAACAAACGUCAGAUUUCUGCCCAAUUUGCUUAAUCAUGGACGAAUGCCCUCCAGAAUACAUGACAUUAUACUCUGAGUUUGCUAUAUGGCAAAUCAGAAAUCCUGGAAAGAUUAGAUGCAGUGGGGAAAGCUUGACAGAAGAUGGUCGUCUCGUUAUGAAUUUAUCUAUUGGUGAUACCAAAUUCAAUUUAUUAUGUCCUCCAAACUAUCCAGAUUAUGAAGACAGCUUUUUUAUGGAAACAGAAUGUACGGAUUUCUGGUGUAUCGCACUAAACGAAUUUAUUAUUGACUCACCAGAAAAAUUGACCAUUGAUACUAUUCUGGCAAAAGCUUGUCUCUAUUAUACUCCAUCCUCAAAAAAAUCCUCUGAGAGCUCAGACAAUGAAUCUGAGAACGAAAACGAGUGGGAAAAUGAUCGAGAACAAGCAGACAGCUAUCAGUGCAGCAUAGAUGAUUUGGAGACGACUGAAGCUGCUGCAGAAUGGGAAUGCAUAAUUUCUAAAAAGAAGAGGGACUGGAGGGCAAAAGAGGGAGAGUUAAGACUGAAAUACAAUCGCCCAAAAAUAUCUGAUAUGUUUGAUGGUAAAAUAAUGGAUCAUCCCCAACAAGUUUUCAGUAACUCAGCAGCUUCAGCGAUUUUAAUAAACGAUUUGAUUAACAUAAUGCGUGGCAGGAACUCCAGCGGUAUAAUUGUUGAUCCUGUCGAGAAUGAUAUUUGCAAAUGGUCCGUUAUCCUGAAAGGAUUUGAUCCGGCAUCUAAAAUGUCAGAAGAUUUAGCAGAGAUUAGAGAACUAUAUGGAUAUGAUCAUGUGCAGCUACAACUGGAUUUUGCAAUGGAUUUGUAUCCCUUACAACCCCCACUAAUAAGGGUUCUUAGACCAAAGUUACUUGGUGUAUUUGAUGGGAAAGAAAUUAUAAAAUUGGCCAACUGGAGCCCGGCUAGAGACAUGACCUCUGUACUCAAAGAAGUCAAAAAUUAUAUCAGUGCUAAAGCCUCUGUAGAUAUGAACAAUAAAUGGAACGGUGUCAAAGUAGGAGUCAUUGAACAAAUUUUGGGAGAAUUAGCUGAUAUUCUGGAUGUUGAUCACAAACCCACAUCAAAUAAGACCACUUUCUACUCAACCAGCCAGGCUACAGCAAUUGAAAUGAUUCUGACAAAUCUGUUGAAUUAUUUGAAAAAUGUCGGGGAAAAUUCUCAACCGAACUGUGUUGUUACCAACAUUUGCUCGACUGAUUCAUACUUCACAUUCAAUCUUGCUCCGAAUAACAUUUUUUUUUGCGAUAAAAACUUGGCGGUACAGUCUGAGGCAUCAACUCCUCCUCCCCCGAUAUUUAAAGCCUUCAAUCGACUUUUGGGAAAUCAAAAAUCGGGGACUCGAAAUCACUGCGCCCAUUACGGAAAGAUGGAUUUGCCGGACGGCAAAAGCUACUGUAAUAUUAUUACUAAUCCGUCAUUUGAACUUAGUUCUCCAUCACAGAAUGAAGCUGAACUAGAAUAUGAAAAAUAUUCCGUCAAUAAUAUUCGUCUCAAUGAACUCGUUAAAAAAAAUACAUCCAGUGGUUCGCAGGAUAAAAACUCAGUUGAUAUUCUACAGGCUAACGUUACCUCGAACGCUACUGUUGUGUCCAGCUUCAAUUCUUAUGCUCAGAAUUUUGAAGAAUUAUCUCGCUCGAUUGAUCCUGCAGUUCAAGUGUUGAACGCAAAUAUGACUUGCAUCCACAAAAUACUCAAAGAAUCUGUAUUGCCUAUGUUUAUUCGAUCUAAUCUAGCAAUAAGCGGAUUUUUUGAUAUAUGGCAAAUUACGUCGCAAUUUUCGAAAAUUAUUCAAAUUAUAAUCGAAUUGGCAUCAAACCCAUAUCUAAUCGAUUUAUUGACAACUUCCGAAGGGCAAGAUCAGAGCAUAGCUGAAAUAUUAAAAAUUCAGAAGGAAAAUGUUACGCUAAUUUUGGAAAACCUCACGCAUAUAGCGGAUGGAUGUCCUAUGAACCAAGUAAAUUUGGGUAAAGUAAAACUGGCAAGGGAUAUAAUAGUUGCUUCAAAAUUGAUAGAAUCAAUGACGACAAAGCACUGUGAUACACAUCAUUCUGACAGAACAUCCUCAGCACUCAUUGAUUCGACUCUGGUUCGUAGCUCUAGACAACAUGUAGUCGAAUACGAUGAUUCCGUUUAUAAGGACUCUUUGAAAGAACUUCAAUUCAGUAACUUUGAUAUCGCGGUCGAAACUCACGAUUUUAAAAAUGAUUUCAUCGCGGACAUUGACUCACCUAGAGAUUACUUUCGAAUUGCUCAAGAGAUCGCAGAAUUGUCAAAAUUCCUCCCUCUGGAAUCGAGUUCUGCGAUAUUCGUGAGAACAGAUCAUUCAAAAUCAUCCUUAAUGCAAGCAUUAAUUACUGGCGCUGAGGGUACUUUUUACAGCGGAGGAUGCUUCAGUUUUGACAUUUAUCUGCCAAAGGAUUAUCCUAGUUGUGGACCGAAAAUUAGCUGCACCACCUUUCGUGGCGGAAAAAGAAUCUGGUAUUCUGACAAUGCCACGACGUCUCCGUUACUAUUUGGCUUGAAUACAGAACCGUGGACCGGAAUCCCAAGUAUUUUGCAGGUUCUAACUUUCAUUCAAAAAGAGAAACUGCCUUACUUAUUUGGUCAAAAUGAGAUUAACAUGGACUUAGAGGACAGAUCAGGAAUUCGUGAUGAAAUAUUAACAAACGUUAUACAGUUUACCAUGAUUAAUCAAAUACGUGAACCAAUAUGCGGAUUUGAAGAUGUUAUAUCAACUCAUUUCCGCAUGAAAAAAGACCAAAUUCUUUCAGAACUCGAGAAAUAUAAAUGUCUAAGAAACUCCGAGAUACUGGGUUCUUUGAAGGAUGUGUUUGACAAUCUAUCUGCCGCCGUAUAAAAACAAGAAAAAGAAAUACAGAAAGUGCCCUCAACUCCUUGUGCGUAUUACUAGUAUAGUAUUUUUUGUCACUGUAUCGUAAUAAGCAGAGCUUUAAUUUUUUUCGUAGAUACUUACCAUUGGAUAUACCUUGUUAAAUAAUUCCUUGUGCUAAUCUUUAAGUACGCGAUUAUAUUUUGAUAAAUACUGAAUGUAAUCCUCGAAAUUUUAUAAAUAUGUAUUAAAAAAAAAAGUCUCCAUCAAUAAGUUGGAAAA